Mycena citricolor is the source of this 2209-nucleotide messenger RNA. NCBI's taxonomy places the organism in Eukaryota, Fungi, Basidiomycota, Agaricomycetes, Agaricales, Mycenaceae. The record is from the annotation of a GenBank genome assembly.
CUCUAUUCUCGCGAACAUGGUUCAAUUUCUGAUAACUCAAUCAAGUACGGAAUCUUGAACAAGUCCAAGCAAUAAGAGAUAAAAUUUUCCGCAACGGUCAAGCGGCUAUAGCGAUUUUUCACUUCGUAUGCUGGCUGUUAACCCGGCCUCGGUCAUCAUGGCGGCGUCCCCGAUGAAUCGCAACAAUAGGCGAAAAUCCAUGCGAUCCGCAGUUCAGCGUGACAGCUGGGACAAAACCCCCGAGAUCUGCGGAUCUCCCUCGCCUAAUUAGGCUUGUAGAUGCUUAUCUGGCCAUCAUGUACAAUGCCGACAUGACGUAUACCUCUCAUCGGAGUGGCCGGAUAGGCCAAAGCUAUUUCCAGACUCCAGAGCCGUGAGCAGUGGCUUUCGAGAACAUUCUCCUUCGCAGUCCAGGAAAGUCUAGAGAACGCCUCAGUCUUCAUCGCAAGCGUGAAGGCAGACUCACCGUCCCAAUAAAAGGUGGAGGGAAGAUAUAUCGACGACCUCGAUGCGUCUAUCAGCCUCUAGGCACCCAUCCACCCCGCCCCUAUCUCGUCGAGAGAUGGACCUAGAUUCAGAAGAUCCGUUUUGAGGCGAAACGUGCUCCUCCAUUCCAUCACUAUGCUCCGACGCAACGAACUCGACCGGCCCAUAUCCUAUUCACCACAGUAUGCGGAAAGUGACACAGGCUACCAUCGCACGCCCUCGCUGUAGCUUGGCUGAUGUGACCUGUCCACCGUCGCGCUGUCGACAAGGCUCCACGAUAGGACCUGCCCGGCCGACCGGACUAGCUCUGGAGGACAGACCACUUGUACAAUUCUGUCGGAAAUCCCGUCACCACGAUGUAGCAGGAAAGUAUCAGGGCGUCGUCCGAAUCAAUAGCAUGCUGAGACUAGGCUUUCAGUUCAUUCCCAAGUGCAGGAAGUGCAGAAAUCCGCUCACCUGUGCAAGGACGAAUAUCUCAAACCUAAACGACGAUACGACGCACAUGUGGCCUCGCACUCAUCGAUUCUCCCUUGAUCCUCAUUCCCGCUCAAUGUGUGGUGGACAGGCCAGGAUAUCGAUGGCACGGGAGUUUUCAUCAUCGACCCGUACACUCGGAUGCACGCUCCUACCGACGGCACAAGCAUCUCGUUCGUCUGCGCUAUAACGUCUUCGCCGGUCGACAACCGCGAUACGGGAGACGGUACAGCUGAAGAGCGUCCCGGUCGGAGCUAGACAGGCCCGAAGGUCCAGUCGCGCAUAUAUUGGGCUUUGUGCUGGUGGAGUGUCAAAUGGAGACCGUCGAAAGGGUUGUAAGAGCGACUUGCAUGUGAUGGGGGAAACGGUGUUGACUCUCAGCAGUCCGGUGUCCACAGCCGCUUACGAAUGGUGCACUAUUCAUGCCACUAGCUGCUCUCUCUUCGGCGUUCUCCAAAUCCCCUGGUGAGUGCGUUGCAGAUGCAUAUAUGCGCCGUGGCUGGUACGAUUGGGCGGCCCGAUGAACAUGGCACCCGGUGCCCAAGACCCUUCUCCAUGGCACAGAGACCUCCGAUCGUGUCACUGCCGCAUGUGGAAGUAAUGCGAAGCUGCCGCUUGGCGAAGAGGGAUGAGAGCCUGAGAUCGUGUGCCAUGAGGCACGAGUCAACUGUGAAGGAUCCCGUGCGAGACUGAGUGCGUACAUUUGGUGCUCGUGGACUGGAAGAGGAGGAAUCUCACGAGCGCGAUGCUGGCGGAUUGAAGUGGUGUAUUUGUAACAGUGCAAAGGCUGCAAAGGUGUGGCAAAGUCAGAGUCAGACAGACCCCCCAGUAGUGUCACUCGUGACAGCGGAGUCUAUUUGCAACUAGAUAUCUGUUUCCACAGGUGAAAGGAUAUAAAUCAUUGCGGUGCCUGUUUUUCCAUUGGAAAAUUGUCAUGAUCCCGGUAGGAAGCUUACAGAUCCUCUGCAUGCCAUAUCCUUUCAUUUAUCUCUCUCACUGAGGGAGUGAAAAUUCAUGCGGGCGCGCCAUGACGUCUCGCACCAUGCUAGUACACAAAUGCGAAAUUCCGCUGAUUGCGAUUUUAGAAACCAAGAAAACUGGACGAAUCAAAGCAAAUAGCUCGAAGACACUUGAAGCACGAGAUACUGGAGAAGCCCGUAUAUGCAAAAUAUUAAACUCAUAUAUUAUAUUUGUUUGCUCAUUUAAUUAUAUUUCUCAUUUUGAGGUGACUGGGAAAUAUGCACCGAAA